GCUCAGAGAGGGAGAACAGUCAGCAAAUAAUUCAUAUUUUAGGAGCUCAGCAUCAUGUCUUUAUUUAAUGUUUGACCAGAAAUAGCUAUUAUUCCAACUGGAUAUGUUGCGCUCGCCGGAUAUCCCUUUUCCCUCUCUGAUCUGCGCUUAUAUGGGAUGGAAACGGGUUCGUUUGUAGAAUGAGGAUGACAAAGAGGAAAGAACACCGAGACUGGAGAUGGCAGGCGCUUUGGUGGCAUCAUUUCUUUCUUCUAUGGAAUACAAUACAUGGACAAACUCGCUACAGCAUACAAGAGGAGCUGAAACGGGGAUCUGUGGUUGGAAAUCUUGCAAAAGAUCUGGGUUUGGGAUUAUCGGACAUUUUUGAGCGUAAACUACGUGUCCCCUCGGAGGCUGGUGGGCAGCAUUUCAGCGUGGAUGUGGGGAAGGGCGAGUUGGUGGUGAAUGACAGAAUAGACAGAGAGGCUUUAUGUGGACAAAGCGCCAGCUGCAUAUUGCCUCUGCAGGUUGUAAUCGAGGAUCCGCUACAGUUGCAUCGAAUUGAAGUUGAAAUUAAAGAUAUUAAUGACAAUUCUCCAAUUUUCCUUUCAAACGAGAUUUCUUUAUAUAUAGCCGAAUCGGCGGCUGUUGGUACGCGCUUUCCUUUAGAGAGCGCAGGGGACCCUGAUGUUGGGAGCAAUUCACUUAAAUUUUAUACACUCAGUAAAAACGACUGCUUCUCCCUGAAGAUAAAAGAAAUCGAGGGUGGCAAGGCUGCCCCGGAGCUCUAUUUGGAGAAAACUCUUGACCGAGAGAAAACGUCUGUUCACAAAAUAUUGCUGACAGCGUUAGACGGAGGAAAUCCUGUGCGGUCUGGAACUACACAAAUAACUAUAAAUGUUCUUGAUAUUAAUGAUAAUUUUCCGGUGUUUGAGAAAAACUUGUACAAAAUAUCUUUGGGUGAAAAAAGUUUGAAAGGAAUAGUUAUUAUUAAACCCAAAGCGACAGAUGCAGACGAAGGCUCAAACGGUGAAGUUGAAUUUUCAUUUGGGCCUCGCACACCGCCUUCUGUGCUGUCAGCCUUUGAUAUUCACCCUUUAACAGGUGAAAUAACUCUGAAAGGGGAUUUAGACUAUGAGACAGUUAAGUCAUAUGACAUUGAUGUCAUCGCAAAGGACAAAGGCAGUCCUCAAAUGGAAGGCCACUGCCGUGUCCAGGUAGACAUCACUGAUUUUAAUGAUAACGCCCCAGAAAUUGUUUUUACUUCUCAGCCUAAACCUGUGCGCGAAGACGCGCCAAGCGGCACUGUGGUUGCUUUGAUAAGUGCAAAAGACCUUGACUCCGGCGAUAACGGUAAAGUAACUCUACAUCUCGCCAAAGGUCCCCCUUUUAAUCUGAAGCCUUCAUUUUCUAAUAAUUAUGCGCUGGUUACCAGCGGUAAUUUAGACAGAGAGAGGGCAUCUGAUUAUAAUAUUGAGAUAACCGCCACUGAUUCAGGUACUCCACAAAUGUCCAGCACGAAAACUAUUCAUGUCAGCAUCACUGAUGUAAAUGACAACCCUCCUAGUUUUUCUCAGUCGUCCUAUAAUGUGUAUUUAAAAGAAAACGGAUUACCAGGAUCUAUACUUUAUUCAGUAUCAGCAUCUGAUCAGGAUUCUGGUGAAAACGCAAAGAUCUCUUACUCCAUACUGGACUCGAAAGUGCAGGACGUCUCCGUCUCGUCUUAUGUUUACAUUAACUCAGAUAACGGGAGCAUCUACAGCAUGCACUCGUUUGACUACGAGAAGCUGAAAGUGUUUCAGAUUCAGGUUCAGGCAAAGGACCAGGGCUCUCCCUCUCUCAGCAGCAACGCCACUGUCCAUGUUUACAUCCUGGACCAGAACGAUAAUACCCCCGCUGUUAUUUACCCCUCCUCUGCUGCCCUGGGCUCCCUCUCCCAUCAGAGGAUGCCCCGCUCCGCUAAAGCGGGUCACCUGGUUACCAAGGUAACGGCCGUGGACGCUGAUUCGGGCCAUAAUGCCUGGAUCUCAUAUAGACUGGCGGAGGCCACAGACGCCUCUCUGUUCACCGUCAAUCAGUACACAGGAGAGGUGAGGACUAAACGAGCUGUGUACGAGCAGGACGAUUCCUCUCAGAGGCUGCUGAUAGAGAUCAAGGACGACGGGCAACCGGUUCAGUCCGCCACCACCACGGUGUCCAUCCUACUAGAGGACGGUCUCCAUGAACCCAUUUUAGACCUCCGACACAAAAUGUCUGAGCCCAGCAAGAAAACCGGCAGAAUCACCCUUUAUUUGAUUCUGUCUCUGGCCUCAGUGUCCGUGCUGUCUCUGGUGACUUUUCUCAUCCUGGCGGUGAAAUGCAUCAGGGGCAGCAGAAGCAGCGGGAGCUGCUGCAUGAGAAGGAGCGACUGUGAUGAUUACAAGAACCCCAGCAGAAACCUGCAGAUUCAGCUCAACACUGAUGGACCUAUAAAAUACGUGGAGGUCCUGGGAGGAGACAUGAUGUCUCAGAGUCAGUCGUUCAGGUCCUGCAUGUCUCCGAUGUCAGAGUACAGUGAUUUCACAUUGAUCAAACCCAGCAGCACCACAGACUUUAAAGAAGUCAUCAGUGUUCUGGACGCGUCUUUACCCGACAGCACCUGGACCUUUGAGAGCCAGCAGGUGAGCUAA
Messenger RNA from Poecilia latipinna (sailfin molly), 2648 nucleotides. Its product is annotated as protocadherin gamma-C5-like. Bases 180 to 2648 code for a protein of 822 amino acids. Gene Ontology annotation, biological process: homophilic cell-cell adhesion. NCBI's taxonomy places the organism in Eukaryota, Metazoa, Chordata, Actinopteri, Cyprinodontiformes, Poeciliidae. The transcript has a single exon. Gene Ontology annotation, molecular function: calcium ion binding. Gene Ontology annotation, cellular component: plasma membrane. The record is from RefSeq and is a predicted model, not a curated record.